Messenger RNA from Photinus pyralis (common eastern firefly), 1798 nucleotides. It is a transcript of the gene Bx42, whose product is annotated as puff-specific protein Bx42. Bases 92 to 1705 code for a protein of 537 amino acids. Lineage: Eukaryota; Metazoa; Arthropoda; Insecta; Coleoptera; Lampyridae. The transcript has a single exon. Gene Ontology annotation, cellular component: spliceosomal complex. The record is from RefSeq and is a predicted model, not a curated record. Gene Ontology annotation, biological process: mRNA splicing, via spliceosome.
CAACACAUCUUUAGCGUGUGACGUACACUUACAAAAACAUGUCUGCUUGUGUUUCUUAACAAAAUUUUGGAAAUUGAAAAUUUUGUUUAUAAUGGAAUUGUCCGCUAUUUUACCUGCACCGUCCCAGCCCGUAUUUGAUAGGGAUGACGAACUUCGCCUUAAGAGCAUAAGUAAACCGUCGAGCGCUUUAGUAAUCGCACAAACAAUUGCGCCUCCUUAUGGCCAGAGAAGAGGUUGGGUUCCACGAAAAGCGUCGGAUUUUGGAGAUGGAGGAGCAUUUCCGGAAAUUCACGUCGUACAAUACCCUCUCGAAAUGGGCCAAAAAGGUAAAGAGUCGAUUUCGAAUGCGUUAGCGGUCCAGCUUGACGCAGAGGGUAAAGUGAAGUACGAUGUUAUUGCCAGACAGGGACAUUCGAAGGACAAAGUUAUAUACUCUAAACUCACGGAUCUUCUACCGGCAGAAGUUGUCGCAGAAAGCGAUCCCAGCCUUCAAAAACCUUCUGCCGAGGAAAUCGACGAAGUAACAGAAAAAACCAGGCAAGCUUUACAGAAAUUAACGAAUUCGAAAAUUGCAGCCGCAAUGCCAGUUCGGUGCGCAGAAAAGUUAGGUCCCGCCGAAUAUAUACGUUACACCCCGUCACAGCAAGGAGCUGGCUUUAACUCUGGUGCGAAGCAGCGUGUUAUUCGCUUGGUAGAAGCACAAGUGGAUCCAAUGGAGCCGCCUCGUUUUCGCAUUAACAAGAAGAUUCCUCGUGGACCACCCUCUCCUCCGGCUCCGGUUUUGCAUAGUCCAACAAGACGUGUAACUGUCAAAGAACAAAAGGAGUGGAAAAUUCCCCCGUGCAUUUCAAAUUGGAAAAAUGCCAAAGGUUACACGGUUCCUUUAGACAAAAGACUCGCUGCUGAUGGAAGAGGCUUACAGCAGCUGCACAUCAAUGAAAACUUUGCCAAACUUGCCGAAGCAUUAUAUAUUGCAGAUCGUAAAGCCAGAGAGGCCGUAGAGACACGUGCCCAACUUGAACGUAAAUUAGCACAGAAAGAAAAGGAACAAAAGGAGGAGCACUUAAGACAGUUGGCCCAAAAAGCUCGCGACGAACGUGCAGGAAUUAAGAGCGGUGCACCAAUUGGUGACACUAAUAUUUCCAACGAUGAAGAGCGUGAACGAGAAAUACUUCGAAUUGACAGACACAAAGAACGGGCACGUGAACGAAAUUUAGCACGUGCAGCACCAGAUAAACGAACAAGAUUGCAGAAGGAGCGAGAACGUGACAUAUCAGAACAAAUUGCUUUAGGCAUGCCGGCCCGUGGUCCCUCUUCUAAUGAAACGCAGUUCGAUCAACGACUAUUUGGACAAGCUCAAGGUUUGGGGCACGGCUACGGGGAUGAUGACGCUUAUAAUGUGUACGAUAAACCAUGGAGGGAAGGGGGUUCAAUGGCAAAUCACUUAUAUCGCCCAAGCCGGAAUGUCGAUAAGGACGUUUACGGAGAAGAUCUCGAGAAGCUGGUGAAGACUAAUAGAUUUGUGCCAGAUAAGGAGUUUAGUGGUACAGAUAGGAGUGGAGCAGGUCGAUCGGGUCCCGUACAGUUUGAGAAGGAAGAGGAUCCUUUUGGUCUCGAUCAAUUUUUGAGUCAAGCGAAACGUGCCAGCAAAAGGAAGGAGCCUGAGCGUCGUGAUGACAGAGAUAAACGGAAAAGAAGGGAUUAGGUAAAUAGUGUUUUUGUCAAUUUCAUUGAAAUCUACCUAUAUUUUAAGAGUUAAUGUAGAAUGUAAAAUUUUUAAUUAAACUAUUUAAAAAGG